Messenger RNA from Drosophila grimshawi, 1865 nucleotides. RefSeq names its product Golgi resident protein GCP60. Gene Ontology annotation, cellular component: Golgi membrane. Lineage: Eukaryota; Metazoa; Arthropoda; Insecta; Diptera; Drosophilidae. Bases 105 to 1601 code for a protein of 498 amino acids. Gene Ontology annotation, molecular function: fatty-acyl-CoA binding. The transcript is spliced from 4 exons. The record is from RefSeq and is a predicted model, not a curated record.
CACACAUACACGCACCCACACAACCAGAUUUUAUUAUUUAUUUUUGUUUUCUGCCGAGCUAAUAUUUUGUAGCGCCAACGAUAUUUCCACAAAUCAACUGGAGAAUGGAUAACAGCAGCACAGCAGGCAGCAAAACCGCUCUGGAGAAAUGGGGCUUUCCAUUGCAGGAACUUUACCGACUCGCGUUUACAUUCUACAAACAGAACUCUGGGAAGGCCAUACAUCUGUCCUACGAGGACAAUCUCAAGCUUAUCGCCUUCAAGCAGCAGGCAGCAUUGGGACCAUUCAAUACAAACCAUGCUCCUGCUCUUGGCGUCCUGGACGUCAUCGGAAGGGACAGGCAGCAGCACUGGCAGCUGCUGGGGGACAUUACACGCGAGCAGGCUAUGGAGGGCUUCAUCGAUCUGCUUGACACCAUGUGCAGCGCCUUCCGGCCUUACAUUGAGGCCGUUCGCCAGAAUCGCGAUGAGACACUGAAAGCCGAGCUGCGACGCAUGGAACAGGAAAAGGAGGCCAGACAGAAGCGGGAACGCGAACAGCAGGAGCUGCUGGAGGAGGGAUACAAGGACGAAAUGCAACGACGUCAGCUGCAGGAUGCGCUCAACAAGCAGACAUAUCAGCAAUUUAAGCUGUACGCCGAGAAGCAGUUUCCUGGUAAUCCCGAGCAACAGGCCGUGCUCAUACAUCAGCUGCAGCGGGAGCACUACCAUCAAUACAUGCAGCAGCUGCAUCUGCAGAAUCAGAGCCAGACGCAAAAUCUAAACCAAAACCAACAGCCACAGCGGACAAGUGACGAGGACACGGAGAAGAUGCUGCAAACGGAGGAGGAUCACAGCAACAGUCGCUGCUCCACUCACCACACCAACAACAACAAUAACAACAACAAUAACAGCGGCAACAACCGGCCAGACAGUGCUGACUUAACCAACGCCAUGGAGGGACUGCAUCUCAAUCAAUUUGAGUGCCAGCAACAACAGCAGCUGCAGUCGCAGCCGGAAUCUGGUGAGGAGCAACUGGCGCAGCCGGAGCAGUUGGGCAGCGAUGAUUACGACGAUUAUGUGAUGAUACGUCCGGCCAAGAUCUGGACGCGACCGGAUAUCGAACUGUUCAAGACUGAAGUAUCCGCCGGCGACGGUGACGGUGUCAUUACCAUUGGGCAUGGCGAUACGGUAACGGUGCGUGUGCCAACAAAUCUGAAUGGCAAGUGCAUAUUCUGGGAGUUUGCCACGGACAAUUACGACAUUGGUUUCGGUAUCUACUUUGAAUGGGCGAAGCCCGUUACCAGCGAGGUGACGGUGCACGUGAGCGAUAGCGAUGAGGAUGAGGAUUGCGUCGAUGAGGACUAUCUGUCUACCACAGAGGAUCUGGAGUCGGGCUCAAUGUCGCAGGAGCGCAGCACAUUGGCUGCACAGAAUGCGGCUGCCGCAUUAAAGGCACCCAUUUCAAUUAUAGUGCCAAUAUAUCGGCGCGAAUGCUACAACGAGGUCUACGUGGGUUCCCAUUCCUAUCCUGGCGAGGGCGUCUACCUCUUAAAAUUUGACAAUAGCUACAGCAUCUGGCGUUCCAAAACCCUCUAUUAUCGCGUCUAUUACGAGCGAUAAGGCCAAACAAGUAGUUCAUUUGUGGAUUACUUAUCUUUUACUACGAACAUACAUACAUUACAUGUGUAUUUGUAAGGACUACAAUAAGUGUAUGUUGUGUGUGUGUGUGUGCGUGUGUGUACGCGCUUUGUGUGUGUAUGCACAUACAUAGAUGAGGUUUGUGUGCCGAACAUGCAUACAUCAAUUAGAAAAUUCACUUUUCCAUUUGCAAAAUGAUUAAAUCAAUAUAUUUAUUAUAUAGUUUUCAAAAUAAAUUAAAUUACU